Messenger RNA from Chanos chanos (milkfish), 1035 nucleotides. RefSeq names its product protein ABHD13-like. Gene Ontology annotation, cellular component: membrane. Lineage: Eukaryota; Metazoa; Chordata; Actinopteri; Gonorynchiformes; Chanidae. The record is from RefSeq and is a predicted model, not a curated record. The transcript has a single exon. Gene Ontology annotation, molecular function: palmitoyl-(protein) hydrolase activity. The coding region runs from base 1 to 1029 and encodes 342 amino acids.
AUGGAGAAGUCAUGGAGAUUGUGGGGGGCUCUUGAGCGGUGUGUGCUGACCGUGGGCUCUUGGUCCUGGGGAGUGUGCCGAAUCUUCCUGUUGACUUUUAUCCUCAAGUUCUGUCAGUACAAACAUUUCCUACUUCGAGGUCUCAUCCUGGCUAUUGCUGGCUGUUGCUCUAUUCUUGGAAUCCUUUACAUGAUCCAGGAUGCACUGCUUUAUGUCCCUGACCUGCCUUCAUCCUCUCGCCUGUAUGUUCCCAUGCCGACGGGAGUCCCUCACGAGAAUGUGUACGUGCGCACCAAAGACGGGGUGCGGCUUAAUCUCAUCCUGCUCCGCUACACGGGCGACAACCCCACCACCGCCCCCACCAUCCUGUAUUUCCAUGGCAACGCAGGGAACAUUGGUCACCGUGUGCCCAAUGCUCGGCUCAUGUCGGUCAACCUGAAAUCCAAUGUGGUCCUCGUGGAUUAUCGCGGUUACGGGAAAAGCGAUGGCGAGCCCAGCGAGGAGGGACUCUACAAAGAUGCCGAGGCAACGCUGGACUACAUCAUGACCCGACCCGACAUCGACAAGACCAAGAUAGUGUUGUUUGGUAGAUCUCUGGGAGGCGCGGUGGCCAUUCGGCUAGCCUCGGUCAACCCUCACCGUGUGGCUGCCAUCAUGGUGGAGAACACAUUCUUAAGUAUCCCACAUAUGGCUGCCACCCUCUUCCCUUUCUUCCCCAUGAGGUAUUUGCCACCUUGGUUCUAUAAAAACAAGUUCUUGUCCUACAGACAGGUGGUGCUGUGUCAAAUGCCCUCCCUUUUUAUCUCAGGCUUGUCAGAUAAAAUCGUACCCCCUGUAAUGAUGAGGCAGCUCUACGAGCUGUCUCCAUCGCAGACUAAACAUCUGGCCACCUUCCCAGAAGGGACCCACAAUGAUACUUGGAAGUGCCAGGGGUACUUUGCGGCAUUGGAGCAGUUUAUGAAAGACCUGCUGAAGAAUCACACACGAGAAGAGACAGUCCAGGUCGCUGCCAGUGUCACCAUUGUCUAACCCCCA